GUAAACUGGACUACACUUUUCUUGAAGUGAGGACACAUCAUUCAGCAAGGAAUAUUGCUUUUGAUAUGGAUACCCGAGGCCAAAACUACCCUGGACGUGUAAAAUGGCGAUUAUUUUGUAUAUUACGAUAUCAAGUAGGGUUUCUUAUCUUGCUCAGUUAUAUGGGUGUAAGAGUGGCGGGCCAGAUUCGUUAUUCUAUUCCGGAGGAGAUGAAGAAAGGCUCUCUUAUCGGCAAUGUAGCACAGGAUCUGGGGUUGGAUUUGAGAAGGCUUCGUUCUGGUCGGGCCCGUAUCGUGACCGGAGAGAGCAUCCACUAUACCGAGCUGAAGACAGACAAAGGGAUUCUAGUCGUGAAUGAGAGAAUGGACCGGGAGCAGCUUUGCGGAGACGUAACACCGUGUAGCUUCAGCUUUGAGGUGAUUUUAGAAAACCCGAUGGAGUUACAUCCUGUUAAAUUAAUGAUCCAGGACCAGAACGACAACCCUCCUCAGGUUCUGUACCCAGUCCAGACUGGUGGCUCUCUGGUGGCUGAAAUGGUGCCUCGUUCAGCAGAUGUGAGCUACCUGGUCACUAAAGUGGUGGCUGUUGAUGUGGACUCUGGACAGAAUGCCUGGCUCUCCUACAAACUGCAGAAAGCCACAGACAGGGCGCUGUUUGAAGUGGGCUUACAGAAUGGAGAAAUAAGAACUAUCCGCCAAGUGACUGAUAAAGAUGCUGUGAAACAAAGACUGACUGUUAUAGUGGAGGACAACGGGCAGCCCUCUCGUUCAGCUACAGUCAUUGUUAACGUGGCGGUGGCGGACAGCUUCCCUGAAGUGCUGUCUGAGUUCACUGACUUUACACACGACAAGGAGUACAAUGAUAACCUGACUUUUUACUUAGUGCUGGCUCUGGCUGUAGUCUCCUUCCUCUUCAUCACGUGUUUAGUGGUUAUUAUAUCAGUGAAAAUCUACAGGUGGAGACAGUCUCGCAUCAUGUUUCACUCCAACCUCCCUGUGAUUCCAUAUUAUCCACCACGUUACUCAGACACUUUGGGGACAGGGACUCUCCAACACGUGUACAAUUACGAGGUGUGCAGGACGACUGACUCCAGAAAGAGUGACUGUAAGUUCGGCACAGCCGGUAGUCAGAACGUGCUGAUAAUGGACCCCAGUGCUACCGGGACGAUGCAGCGGAUACAAAGUCAAAAGAGCAUCAUGGAUGAACCAGACUCUCCUUUAGAGGUGAGCUGCAAUAUGCUAAUUAUUUACUUCUUUGAACACUGUUUCUUUGAACUGAACUGA
Cottoperca gobio is the source of this 1283-nucleotide messenger RNA. RefSeq names its product protocadherin gamma-A7-like. The record is from RefSeq and is a predicted model, not a curated record. Gene Ontology annotation, cellular component: plasma membrane. The transcript is spliced from 2 exons. Lineage: Eukaryota; Metazoa; Chordata; Actinopteri; Perciformes; Bovichtidae. Bases 66 to 1283 code for a protein of 405 amino acids. Gene Ontology annotation, biological process: homophilic cell-cell adhesion. Gene Ontology annotation, molecular function: calcium ion binding.